Molecule: messenger RNA, 2960 nt
Organism: Solanum tuberosum (potato)
Lineage: Eukaryota; Viridiplantae; Streptophyta; Magnoliopsida; Solanales; Solanaceae
Exons: 17
Coding region: 1035-1889 (284 amino acids)
Biological process (GO): regulation of DNA-templated transcription
Cellular component (GO): nucleus
Molecular function (GO): transcription cis-regulatory region binding; protein heterodimerization activity
Source: RefSeq, a predicted model, not a curated record
GAUUAAAUUUCCAUAAACACUCAUAGAACCCGCGAAUGAUAACUAGAGCGAAAGAUUGGUCACUACACAAACAUUCAAACAGUCAAUUUCUUGAAAUCUUUCGACUAUGUCUUACCGCAAAAUCACCGGAGAAUUCAAAUGAUUUUCUUGGAGUGAUUGCACCUGAAAUUUUGACAUCAAGCGGCAAGAAGGGAACUUCUUUGACAUUGUUCUUGGGUAGGUUUUCGCUUCCUUUUCUGGUUAGUAGGGAAAGCAGUAGCACCAAUUGCAUAGUAGACAUAAGAAUCAAAUGAUUUUCUUGGAGAGGUCGAAUUCAAAUGAUUUUCUGGAACUAUGGUUUUCUUGGAGACAUUGUCUUUGGUAGGUUCUUGGAGGGUUUUAACAAGAAGAAAGCUUCUUUCACAUUCGAAUGAUUUUCUUGGAGAGAUUGUUCUUGGAGAGUUUUAACAUCAAGCGGCAAGAAGAAACUUCUUUGACAUUGUUCUUGGGUUGGUUUUCGCUUCCUUUUCUGGUUAGUAGGGAAAGUAGAAGCACCAAAUUGUAUAUUAGACAUAAUAAUCAAAUGAUUUUCUUGGAAAGGUCGAAUUCAAAUGAUUUUCUGGAACUAUGGUUUUCUUGGAGACAUUGUUCUUUGGUAGGUUCUUGGAGGGUUUUAACAUCAAGCCGCAAGAAGAAAACUUCUUUGACAUUCGAAUGAUGUUCUUGGAGAGUUUUAACAUCAAGCGGCAAGAAGAAACUUUUUUGACAUUGUUCUUGAGUGUUUGCUGAACCAAAAUGGCGUUAUCACUUAUCACAUUGGAGGAUAGCACAGUUCUUGGACACUCGUUGUGAAGAUGCUCAAGAACAACUUGGACAGUUGAAAGAGGCAAACCAAGAUACCUAAUAGGAAAGAUGCCUUGAGUGAAUCCAGUUAAGGCUAGCAGUUGUUCUUUGUUCUACUGGGGUGGGGGCAAAGGAAGAAAAGGCAGUUACGGCAUGGCGUUCCUGCUAUUUAAAGGCCCUUCUUCCCCGGAUAUGGUCAAUCUGGAGAAGACAUGGAUUUCAAUAGUUCAUUCAUGGAACUCCCAAAAUCCUCGUCAGUACUAUCUUCGGAAAUGCAAAGACCGAUUCAUUUGGAUAGCUCCAUGCCAAGUGACAAGAAAAUUCAGCAGGAUGAAGAUGAAAGAGACCCAAGUUUUAUGCAAUUGCUAAAAGAAAACCUCUUCUCUUUCUGGAAGCGACAAAAGGAAGAAAUUCUACGUUCAGAUCCAAAGAGAAAACACGACCUGCCCAUCUCAAGGAUCAGAUGGGCUAUGAAGUCAAAUGAUCAAGUAAAGAUGGUUAGCGCAUAUUCUACGGUUCUGUUUUUGAAAGCAAUUGAGAUGUUUAUUAUGGAGCUCACCCUUCGUGCGUGGAUGCAAGCUGAUCAAGGCAAAUGUCGAACUCUGAAGCGUUAUGACUUUGCUAGGGCCAUAGGGAUGAAGAGCUUUUCGAUUUCCUCUCUGACAUCGUUCCACUCCAGACCUAUCAGCUACAAUGCCAAUUUCAGGUGCAAAAGGAGGAAAAUGAUGGCCAAGGAAAUGACUAUAACUAAGCUUAUCAGGUGGUUUAAUCUAAUAACAUUUCAUGCCAAUAUCAGGUUCAAGAGGCAAAUGAUGGCCAAGGAAAUGAAUCUCACCCAGCUUAUCAAGUGCUUCAACCGAAUAACAUUCCAGUGGAAGAGGCAAAUGAUGUCCAAGGAAAUAAAUUUGACUUGGCUAAUCGAAUGGUUCAGCCUCAUAACAUUCCAGUGCAGGACAAGGCAAAUGAUGGCCAAGGAAAUGAAGUUCACCAAGCUUAUCAAAUGGUUCAAUCAAAUAAGACUCCAGCUUCUUUCAGUGAACCUGAGUUCAACAUUGAUGAAUUUUUAAUGGAAGAGGCAAAUGAUGUGCAAGGAAAUAAAUUUCACCUGGCUAAUCAAAUGGUUUAGCCUCAUAACAUCUCGCUGCUGUACCAAUUUCAGGUGCGAGGGGAGGAAAAUGAUGGCCAAGGCAAUGAACUUGACCCAGCUUAUAAUGUUCAGCCUAGUAACAUUCCGCUACAAUGCCAAUUUCAGGUGCAGGCGGAGGCAAAAGAUGGCCAAGGAAAUGAAUUUCACCCAACUUAUCAAAUGGGUAGAAGAGGAGGCAAAUGGUGGCCAAGGAAAUGAAUUUCACCCGGCUGGUCAAAUGGUUCAGCCUAAUAACAUUCCAUAUUGGUCAAGCAUACUCUCUCUCGUGAUCCAAGAUGAAAAACAGAGAGAAAUUCAUGCUACUCCUUCUUAAGCAGGAGAAUCAUCAUCCUUUCUUGUUGGUAAUAGAGGAGGUAGGAGAUUUGAUGACUAUAAGAAUCAGCAAGGCAAUCCCAUCAAGGAAAACAGCUUGACAUGUAAUUACUGCAAGAAAAGAUGACACACUAUUGAUCAAUGCUAUAAGAUUCAUGGAUUCCCUUCCGAUUUCAAGUUCACUAAAACCAAAAGGUACCAGAAAGGAACUAUGGUCAACAAUGUUUUUAAUACUGUAGAGACAAAUCAGUAGACAUUAGACAAUUCUACUGAUAUGUAUCUCUCAAUCAAGAGAUGUUGCACAACUUAUGCAACUUUUGCAAAAGAUGAACCAGAAGUCUACAGGAACUGGUGAUGCAUCUGCAAAAAUCACUUGUGCAGGGCCCUUCACUGAAAAGCCCUCUGGUGCUUGGUAAAGAACAAGGUGGUCUAUAUGUCUUCAAGUCAAGUCAACCAACAGUCCCUGAAAAUAGUCUGUCCAAUUUCAAUCCAGAAAAUCAACCAGUAGAUUUCACAAAGAGUCUAUCAAAUUCUAGCACUAGUAGUUUACAUUUUUCAAAUUCAGUAGCAAGUGUCUUUAGUUUACUAUUCUAGUUUCUUUGAUUCAAAUGUAAAAGAAAAAUUAUGGCAUUAUAGGUUGGGUCACAUGCCAUUCAGUAAUAUGAAAAAAAUUGUUCCA